UGCCCAUCGGCUUUUAGAGAUUUCAAUCCCAAUUUCAUCACAUUUUAGUAAUGUGAAAGGAGGAGCUCUUCAAGUUGAAAGUGUAUGCAGUAGACCAGACAAGCCGACCCUAAUUUGAGUCGAACGCGAAUUGUUUAAUCACCCUCGAGUGCCUUCUAGAUCUGUCCUACUCUCUCCAGUUGCCAAACACAUCGUCAAAGCAGUGAAAGCCCUGAAUUUUAAUAGUAAUUUUAUUAUAACAAAAGCAUUUCCACGGGUUUAGGGUUUCCUCGUACCCCACCCACGAUACGAUCGUUUCAAAAUCGGACUCAAUUUUAGGGCCAAAAAAUGCAGCCGCAGCCAACUCUUAACUCUGUCCCUCAGCUUCCACUUAAUGCUGUCACCACGGAACAGAUUCAAAAGUGUUUGGAUGAUAACAAAAAUCUAAUAUUGGCGAUACUAGAAAAUCAAAACCUUGGAAAACUUGCAGAAUGUGCACAGUAUCAAGCUAUCCUUCAGAAGAAUCUGAUGUAUCUAGCUGCAAUUGCCGAUGCGCAACAACCAGCAGCGCAAGGAGGAGCAGUGAACUCCUCACCGCAGCAGGUAGUGGUCCCAAGCUCUGCUGCUGCUACUCAACAGAUGCAGCAAACUCAAGCCACUACUGGUCCUGCUGGACUUCACCAGCAGCAGCAACAAGUUGCUGCUGUUCCAAAGUUGCCAUUCCAGCUUAAUAAUAGUAAUAAUAACAAUAAUAAUGGUGGGGGUUUCCCAUCUCCUCAAGAGCAACAACAGAUGCUCCAUUAUCAUCAGCAGCAGCAACAACAAUUCCAAGGCCAUCAUGGUUUUGUGGGGGGCGCCGCAGUUAACAAUGGCAUGCAUCAACUUAUGCGAGUUCCCUUGGAAGCCAACAGCCAUGGCCUCGGGAAAAUGGCUCCAGGACAAGGUGCUGGUGGUGCUGGUGCGGCUGGUGCGGGGGCUGGAAGGGAGGAAUAAUAAUCUUCUGGUGUAUGUCUGUAUGGGUGAUUGUACCGACUAACCGUAAUCAUGUACUGUUAAAAAAGUUUGGUAUGUAUUCAGGGAAAUGUGGUUUUACUGUAGCUUGUUCAUAAUGACAAGUGGCGGUGGUAUUGAUCAGUUUAGUGUUUUUGUUAUCAGUAUAGGUUGCAGAUUUGGGCAAUAAAGUUUGGAUCAAUAGUAAAGAUUUGGGCAAAAGAUCAAUAGUAAAGUUGUUUUUGCCAAUCAAGCAGGGAUAAAAUUCGGAUAAAAAUUGGAGGGCCU
Molecule: messenger RNA, 1257 nt
Organism: Cuscuta epithymum
Lineage: Eukaryota; Viridiplantae; Streptophyta; Magnoliopsida; Solanales; Convolvulaceae
Source: the annotation of a GenBank genome assembly